CGCCGAUAAACCUUCUUUCUUCAACUUCGAUCGCUGGCUUGAUCAGCCUCUCAUUUACUGUUCGGCUUUCCCCGUCGAUUCACUCACCCCGUUCUCUUCCUUUCACUUCCCUUCCCUUCUCUCGUCACAUUUCUGUAUCCCCUUUAUUUGUCGCGUUUCCUUUGUCUUUCCUAGUUCCAAAGGACAUACGUUCUUUCUUAAUUGUCCUGUCUUUUAUCUCUCCGCUUUUGAAGACUUAAGCGCCGCAUGAUCCUGUACCUUUAAUUAGACAGUCAUUAUGGCCACACCACCAGUUCGCCAAUGGGGGGUUACUCCUCCGAUCUCUACAGUCUUGCCGACUCCAGAUGAGCUCGCUGCAAAUGACGAUCUGAUCUCUGAACUAAAGUUGCAGAACAACUUCGAAAGCCCCACAGAGACCGAGCACAGGAAGAACACCCUCCAGCUUAUCCAACGUGUCACGGUCGAGUUCGUCAAAGUCGUCAGCCGAAAGAAGGGACUAUCCCCUGCUGCAGUGGAGGCAGCAGGAGGAAAGAUCUUUACUUAUGGAAGUUAUCGCUUGGGUGUUUACGGACCUGGGUCGGAUAUCGAUACCUUGAUUGUUGGUCCGAAGCAUGUUGUCAUCGAUGACUUCUUUUCAGAUUUCCCCCCUGUCCUUGAAAGAAUGGCUCCACAAGGGGCUGUUGAGAAGAUGACUCCUGUUCCAGAUGCCUUCGUACCUAUUAUCAAACUCGAAUUUUCCGGUAUUAGUAUCGACUUGAUCUAUGCCCGCCUGAUCGUCCCUUCCGUUCCACUCAACCUUGAUUUGAAGAACAAUGACUACCUCAGAGGCUUGGAUGAAAAAGAGGUCAGAUCGCUCAAUGGUACUCGUGUAACUGACGAGAUCUUGGAGCUUGUGCCUCAACAGAAGACUUUCCGUCUCGCUUUACGUGCUAUCAAACUCUGGGCGCAACGCAGAGCCAUUUACUCUAAUAUCGUGGGCUUCCCCGGUGGUGUUGCUUGGGCUAUGUUGGUGGCUAGAGUGUGUCAGUUAUACCCCCAGGCGACCGGGUCGGUGAUUGUGGGCAAAUUUUUCCGGAUAAUGAACAAAUGGGCUUGGCCUCAGCCUGUGUUGUUGAAGCCAAUCGAGGAUGGUCCUCUCCAGAUGAAGGUCUGGAAUCCAAAGAUUUAUCAUGGUGACCGCUUUCACCUGAUGCCGAUAAUUACCCCUGCGUACCCUUCGAUGUGCGCUACGCACAACGUCUCCAUGUCAACCAAGACUGUUAUCCUUCGCGAAUUGCAACGAGGCGGUGAUAUCGUAGACAAGAUUUUCCUGAAGCAAAACACUUGGAAUGACCUCUUCGCGAGACAUUCGUUCUUCACGCGCGACUACAAGUAUUACCUCAGCAUAACUGCAUCGAGUAGAACCAAAGAAGCAGAAGCGGUCUGGUCUGGACUUGUUGAAUCAAAGAUUAGACAUUUGGUUGGAGCUCUGGACAGGAAGUCAACCAUCGCAGUGGCUCACCCGUUCCCCAAAGGUUUUGAAAGGGUUCAUAUCGUCAGCAGCGAAGAGGAGGCCGAGGCUGUUAAAAAUGGGUCUACAAAGUAUCAAGAUAAGGGACAAAAAACAGAGACCACCGAUGAGAUAAACGACGCUGCUCAUCAGGCCGCGGCUAACAGCCAGAUCGAAAAACGAGAUGUCGCAGAGACCGUGGAGAACAAGGCCAAUGGUGAAAGCCGAACCAUCUACACCACAACAUAUUAUAUCGGGCUGGAGUUGAAGCCAUUAGAGCCAGGUCAAUCUCGGUCGUUGGAUAUUUCAACCGACGCCCAGAUAUUCAAGUCGACUUGUACCUCUUGGCCUGGAUAUCAACCCGGUAUCAAUGACCUGGCCAUCAUCCAUGUGCGGAACUUCGACCUUCCUGAAGAUGUCUUUCAACCAGGAGAAACGCGUCCCCAGCGACCGAAGAAGAAGAUUAUCAAGAAAUCCGGAGCGGGCGGUCAGAAACGAGGCAUCGAAUCAUUGGACGAUCCAUCGCUUCCGGCUGCGAAACGUCAGAUUCCGUCCAACGGAGUGCCCAAUACAGCAACACCUGCGUGAGUGCCUAUCAACCGUAGUUAGGCCCAAAACCACGAUGGGGCAGGUCCCCGAUCUGUUUGUGAGUGAGAUGCUCGACAUCAACAGUCACCGUUGCAACCAUAUAAAGAACCGCAUCCGGAUCGGAUGAUAUGUAGUAAAUGGGCGGCACAUCUAGUAUAAUCCCAGCUGAAAUCCACUAAAAAAGAAAACCUACAGUUGAUCUAGUGAUUCGUCCUCCGAGACGCACUGUUGCAACUGAUGUCAGGAAUUUCAAGGUUGGUUUCUUCUCUCUUUCUACUACCUUUUUUCUUUCUUGACCUCGCAGACAUUAUUUCUGUGCUAUCUUGCCCACCGAGCGACUACCUCUUUGCAGACGUUCGU
Aspergillus pseudotamarii is the source of this 2437-nucleotide messenger RNA. Its product is annotated as polynucleotide adenylyltransferase. Gene Ontology annotation, cellular component: nucleus. Lineage: Eukaryota; Fungi; Ascomycota; Eurotiomycetes; Eurotiales; Aspergillaceae. The record is from RefSeq and is a predicted model, not a curated record. Gene Ontology annotation, molecular function: RNA binding; poly(A) RNA polymerase activity. The transcript has 8 exons. The coding region runs from base 278 to 2077 and encodes 599 amino acids.